This is a messenger RNA of Ziziphus jujuba (common jujube), 2233 nucleotides long. Its product is annotated as abscisic acid 8'-hydroxylase CYP707A2. Bases 466 to 1881 code for a protein of 471 amino acids. Gene Ontology annotation, molecular function: (+)-abscisic acid 8'-hydroxylase activity; iron ion binding; heme binding. The transcript has 7 exons. Lineage: Eukaryota; Viridiplantae; Streptophyta; Magnoliopsida; Rosales; Rhamnaceae. The record is from RefSeq and is a predicted model, not a curated record. Gene Ontology annotation, biological process: abscisic acid metabolic process; sterol metabolic process.
GAAUGGGUGAUACAUUCAUAACCUAAUCCAAUCUAAUCUAAUCUAAUACGGUCAAACUCAGCCUCCAAACGCCUUUUCCCUCAAAAAAGCAAAGCUCCCCCACACUCUCUCUCUCUUCUCUCUCUCUCUCUCUCUCUCUCUUUCUCUUCUCUUUUCACCAUAAGAAGAAAAGGAAGGGAAUUAGGGAAGACAAGGACCAAAAAUAUAAUGAAUGAGCUGGAUGGAGAAUCCGUGUGUGGGAUUCUAGCUGUAACUGAUAGUCCCUACUACUACUACUACUCCUCUCUUUCCUCCUUUCUUCCUAGGCUUCCUUUCUUCCCCAAAAGCCGCUCUCUCUCUCCCUCCCUCCCUCCCUUCUAAUUAUCAUUAUAAAUACCCCCUACUCCUUCGUUCUUCUCCGCCCACGCAUACUUCGUUUUUCUUUCUCAACUCACAUACUUGAACACAAACACCACACUAGACUAGAUGGAUUGCUACUCUAUCUUCUGCUUCUCUGCUUUUGCUUUCUUUCUUUUAUUUCUCCUCCGUCCCAUCCUCAAAUUCUUCUUGUCCCCCAAUUCCAACUCCAAUUCCUCCGACAACCCUACUCUUCCACCGGGCACCUUGGGUUGGCCUUAUAUCGGCGAGACUUUCCAACUCUACUCUCAAAACCCCAACGUCUUCUUUGCUUCCAAGCAGAAGAGGUAUGGUUCUAUCUUCAAGACCCACAUCUUGGGGUGCCCGUGUGUGAUGACUUCGAGCCCGGAAGCAGCGAAAUUCGUUCUCUCAAGAGCUCAUCUCUUCAAGCCUACAUUCCCUGCAAGCAAAGAGCGGAUGUUGGGGAAAGAGGCCAUCUUCUUCCACCAGGGAGACUACCACGCCAAAUUGAGGAAGCUUGUCCUCCGUUCCUUCAUGCCCGAAACUAUCAAAAACAUUGUGUCUGACAUUGAAACCAUUGCUACCUCCUCUCUUCAAUCCUGGGAAGGCCGCUCCAUCAACACCUUCCAAGAAAUGAAAUCGUUUACAUUCAAUGUUGCACUUCUUUCCAUAUUUGGAAAAGAUGAAGUUAUGUACAGAGAAGAUCUGAAGCGGUGCUACUACAUUCUUGAGAAGGGAUACAACUCAAUGCCCAUCAACCUGCCGGGCACACUGUUUCACAAAUCCAUGAAAGCAAGGAAGGAGCUGGCCCAGAUCUUGGCCAAAAUCCUCUCAACCAGGAGGCAGAUGAAGCACGACCAGAAAGACCUGCUUGGAUCUUUUAUGGGUGACAAAGAAGGCCUCACCGAUGACCAAAUUGCCGACAACAUCAUUGGUGUCAUCUUUGCCGCCCGCGAUACUACUGCCAGUGUCUUGACAUGGAUCGUCAAGUAUCUGGGUGAAAACCCAAAUGUCCUUGAUGCUGUCACUCAAGAGCAACAAUCCAUAAUGAAGAGAAAAGAGGAAUGUGGCGAAGACAAGGCUCUGACCUGGGCUGAUACAAAGAAGAUGCCAAUAACUUGCCGAGUUAUUCAAGAGACUCUUAGAGUCGCUUCUAUUUUAUCCUUUACCUUCAGAGAAGCUGUUGAAGAUGUUGUAUAUGAAGGGUAUCUUAUACCGAAAGGAUGGAAAGUUUUACCACUAUUCAGGAACAUUCAUCACAGCCCAGACAUCUUCCCAGAACCCGAGAAAUUCGAUCCUUCAAGAUUUGAGGUUACUCCAAAACCCAAUACAUACAUGCCGUUUGGCAAUGGGACCCACGCAUGCCCAGGGAAUGAAUUAGCUAAACUGGAGAUGUUGGUCCUUGUCCAUCAUCUAACCACAAAGUACAGGUGGUGUACAAUGGGUGCAAAGAAUGGGAUUCAGUAUGGCCCUUUUGCUCUUCCCCAGAACGGUUUGCCCAUCAGAUUGUCUCUCAAGAUAUAAACACAUAUUGAUAUUGAUAUCCCAUCAGAAAAAUCAGACAUCAGUUUUCUAAAUAUAGAAAAGAAUUCCCUAUAAUGGAAGGAAAAGGAGAAAGACAAAGUCUUCUUUUUGCUUUAUUUGAGAUAAGAAGCCAAGUGUACAGAUGCGUGUCCCUUUAUAUAUAUAUAUAUAUAUAUUAUAUAUGAUAGUGUUAUCAAUUUAUUGUUUGUUUUCUUCUAGAGCCUGAGAAAAACCAAGAAGAAAAGAAAGAAAGAAAGAAAGAAAGCAAAUAGAAUACCUCAAUGCCCAGCGGAUGCAUGGUGUAUAUAUAUAUAUGACAUUUUAAAUUUUACCAAAUUUCCAGUUAUAUUCA